CGUUGUUAUUGCUCUCAUGUUAUGAACACGUGCCUAUCAGUGUAACAUAAAUGUAAAGUAUAUUCUUUCUCACUGCAGAACCGAUGGAUAAUAUAAUUUAAUUAUAUUAUUUGUACAGAAAAAGUGAAGUAUUGUUUUACUGACACUUCGUGAUAUAUAGUUAUUUCAUUCGUAAAUAGUGAAUAAUAGCCCAUAGAAGGGACUGAAAAUUUGUCAUGUAUAUUUAUGUAUACAUAUUUAUAUACACCUAUAUAUUUUUUAAAGUCUUGAAACAUUUUUUUACUUAAAUAAAUGGUACUUUGCAUUAUACGGAUUUUGAGAAAUGAUGCUCUUCAUUAUUUUAAUGAAUUGAAAUUACUUUUCUGCAAUUGUUUUUUAUAAAGAUUAGUGUAAUGUGAACUCUACCGAGCUAUUCUUAUUAUUAUUUGUGUGUUCCGAGUGACAACAAGUAAAAUUCAAACAUGAAGCGAGGUCCAUAUAAAUCAUACUUGCGUCCAGAUAGUGACGGCAUUAUGCCUCGAUCAACUUUUUAUGGAAAAUUAAAGAAGUAUCAGUGUGAUCUUAAUAUCGAAAACUUUUUGUUUGGAUGUACUAUAUAUCACAAAUGUAGAAAAUCAAACCUGUAAUCAAAACGCUGGGGAUAAUAAUACCAACGCAAAUGACCCAUUUCCUGUCAAUCGAUUUUCCAAUGAUACCAACACAUUUUCAAUUGAAUCUGCGGCUGAAACUGAUACUCUUUUCAGUCAUCAACUAGCCUUAACCACCAUACAUUCGGUAUCAAAUUCAUGGCUGUAUGAAGAUUAUGAUGAAGAAUCUUUACAUCAAGAAAUCUGGUUUGACGCCGAAGAUUCAACAACGAUAGGUGAUUUUUAUGAGGAUUAUAAUAACGAACCUAGUCAGCAAGAAGAGAAGGAGGAAGAUAGAAAUGAUAGUUACAAUAAACCAGUUUGUAAGUGUUCGACAAUCACACGAGGUGAAGCUUUAAUAAUGACACUAGCAUUAGGAGCUGAAGAAUCCCUUACAUGGAAAACUAUUAUUUCCAUCUUAUCAAUGAUUAGUACGUUACUCCAAAAUAACGUGGUUCCUGCUUCUAAAUAUAAAUUAUUUAAAACUUUAAAACUCAACGAAAAUAUUCUUGUAUAUCAUGUGUACUGUGAUGAAUGUCAUUAUUAUUUCGGUGCUCGAAACAAACUUAAUAAAGGCGAGUUUCAGUGCAAAGUUUGUGACAAUAAUGAGAAAUCGCCAGAAACUUGUUAUUUUUUAACGUUUGAUGUCUCUCUGCAGUUAAAAUCCAUACUAGAAGAUCAAGAAGUUCAGAAAGAUUUAAUGAAGAAUCUUCAAAACAAGGAAGAUAAUUGCAAUCACAAUGACCUUCGAAGUAUGAGUGAUGGUGAAAUAUAUAAAGAAUUAUCCAUGGCAGACAAACCUUUUUCAGAAGAAUAUAAUUUUUCAUAUACUUUCAACACUGAUGGUUGUCAACCAUCGAAAUCAAGCAAGCUUUCGAUCUGGCCCAUAUAUGCUUGCAUUAAUGAGCUAUCUCCAAAACUUCAGUCCAAACACAUGAUAAUGACGGGCCUAUGGGUUGAUAAAAAAGAACCAGAUAUGCUUCUUUUUCUACAACCAUUCGUCGAUGAAGCAAAUAAAUUAUCUGAGGAAGGUGUCCAAUGGAAAUUACAACAACAGAUAAUAACCAGUAAGUUCAUCCCGAUUUGUGCCGUAGUUGAUUCAGUCGCAAGAUGUAAAAUCUUAAAUAUGAAACAAUAUAAUGGUUCGUAUGGUUGUACAUUCUGCGAACAUCCGGGGAAACGUAUCAAUAACUCCCAAAAAUUUCCUAUGACAAUGAUUGUUCCAACAGAACGAACAGACAAGUCAAUUAAAGAACAAAUGCUACGAGCUGCUGGAAAUGAAUAUGAUAAUGACAUUAUGGGUGUUUGGGGGCCAUCACCAUUAAUGAAUUUAAACCAUUUUAAUAUUGCUGAUGGUAUGUCACCCGAUUACAUGCACGCUGUUUUAUUAGGUGUAAUAAAACAGCAUACUGAAAUUCUGCUAUCUUCAUUCGGUGAAGAUUUUUAUGUGGGUAACCCGAACCAACUCGAAGCAUUAAAUACAAAACGUAAGCUUUAAGCAUCCUACAUGUAUAACUCGAUCUCCAAGGACGCUAGCUGAAAGGGAAAUGUGGAAGGCAACGGAAUGGCGAUCAUGGCUUCUUUUUUAUUCGCUUAUAUGCUUCAAGGGGAUUCUUCCACAAAAAUAUCUAAAUCAUUUAGCUUUAUUGGUGGAAGCUAUCCAUAUUUUGUUAUCUGAAAAAAUUAGUUUUGAUGAACUGGACACGGCAGACGCUUUGAUUUUAAGAUAUGUAGUAACAUAUCAAGACUAUUUUGGUAUGCACGUAAUGACGUAUAAUAUACACUUAUUAUUACAUAUGGUGAAAUGUGUACGAAAAUUAGGGCCUUUGCGACAUCAUAAUACAUUCAUUUUCGAAAAUAAAAAUCAUUUUCUAAUGAAAUUGCAAAAAAGUCCUAAUAAUGUUAUUAUUCAGAUCGCCAGGCGUUAUUUGUUUCAAAAAGCACUAUCACCAUUGAAAAAUGAAAUUAAUACAAGUAAAGAGUUUUUACAAUUUUGUGAAAGAAAUUUAACAGGGCGCUUAAAAAAUACUUUUGAAGUGGAUGGCUGCAUACUAGUCGGAAAGGGUAAAAAAUAUUAUUUAAAUGACAAUGAGCGAAAACUUUUGAACAGAUCAGAUGAAUGUAAAUCAUUUAAUCGAUUUAUCUUUGACAGCAAAAGAUAUACAUCAAAAAGUUAUCACUUUUGUGAAAAAAUAGAUGACUCCGUAGUAUUAUUAAAAAAUGGUCCGAUCGGUGUAAUGAAAAACAUUUGUUACUUCAAUUUACAUGAAAAUGAGAAAAACGUAUACAUUUUUUAUGAAGAAGUUAUAAAAUUGAGGAAAUAUUUACAUUCAUCGAAAUAUGUAACUGUUCAUAAUGUUGAAGAAUGCUUGAUUACGGAAAAUUUACAAUUUUGUGAAGCGAAAAUGAUAUUACAACCAUGUAUGUUAACUACGAUACGAAAUAAGCAUUAUGUAAUUUUUAUACCAACAGGAUGUUAUGGCGAUUGAAGGAAAAACUUUAUGAAUUCAUUAAAUUGAAUAAAAAAAAAUAAAAGAAACAAUUUCUUAUUUGAAAAUAUAUAUAUAGAAAAUAUUGUUCAAGAUACCAGAAAAAAAGUUAUUAAGGAAGUUUAAAUU
Molecule: messenger RNA, 3244 nt
Organism: Microplitis demolitor
Lineage: Eukaryota; Metazoa; Arthropoda; Insecta; Hymenoptera; Braconidae
Exons: 4
Coding region: 988-2124 (378 amino acids)
Source: RefSeq, a predicted model, not a curated record